Molecule: messenger RNA, 4282 nt
Organism: Cryptotermes secundus
Lineage: Eukaryota; Metazoa; Arthropoda; Insecta; Blattodea; Kalotermitidae
Product: F-box only protein 33
Exons: 7
Coding region: 10-1383 (457 amino acids)
Biological process (GO): positive regulation of protein ubiquitination; SCF-dependent proteasomal ubiquitin-dependent protein catabolic process
Cellular component (GO): SCF ubiquitin ligase complex
Molecular function (GO): protein binding
Source: RefSeq, a predicted model, not a curated record
UGGGUUAGUAUGGCGGCCGAUGGCAGCUGUUGGGAUAAUUUGCCUAGUGUUAUUUUAAUAGAGGUCUUUUCUUAUUUACCCCAAGAAGACAAAAUUCGAGCGUCGUCAACAUGCAAGCAUUGGAGAUAUGCAUUAUAUCACCCAAAUUUUUGGCAAACGAUACAUUUCAAAGCCAAAACAAAGGAUCAGAAUAGUUUGUCACGGACACGGUAUCUUACUGAUUGUUUUGCAAAGAAGUUACGCAAUGCCAUUGUUAGUUUUGAUUCGAUGGACCCGUUAUGUGUUCAAGAAGCUACAAGAGUUUUGCAGAAGAUUUGUGAUAAUGAUCAUUUGAGACGUCUCAUGUUAAUGCCCAGCCACUGUCGUUUUGAAUGUCCUGGAAGAAUUGAUGAACAAAAACAGUUCUUCAAAAAACAUGUGCUGAAGCCAGUAAGAAUGCUCAUAGAGCAGUGUCGGAGGUUGGAGGCCUUGAGCCUGGGCUGCUCAGAGGAAUUGACGGUAUACGUUGGUGCUUUCCUGGAUUUGCUGGCCCGCCACCAAGCUUGCUCACUGCGCUCCUUGGGUCUUGCUUCUGUUAAGGACGACCCUGACGACUACCUGUUGCUGGAUGUGGACCCAGCUCUCUUCCGCUCCUUUCAGAUGCUGCAGGUUCUGAGUGUGGACUAUGACUAUGUGAGUGAUAGUAUGUUGGCAGCCCUUAGUGAAGUUCGAUUGGUUCGAUUCAUCAUUCAUGUUCACGGGAUUGAGGAAACUCAUCCUGGGACCUCUGAUGGAGGAUGGACCAACUUUGUGCACCAAAAUGCAAACUGUGAGCUGCGACUCACGCUCAUCCACUCUUAUGAAGCUGUGGACAUCCUGCAUUCCGACAUUCUGAAACCAUCAAUGCCACUCACCCAUCUGAAGGCUUUCUUCUGUGAGCAGCUGAACAGUGGUGCCUUGCAUCGCCUCUCCAGCUGGUACACACACAGCCUGCGCUCUCUGUGGUGGGUCGACUCGCUAGGGUCGGCCGCUGCCUACUCCCUCAUGCAAUCGUCCACUGAGGAGCAGCCGGAUCCUCUGGUGAUGGCUGCUUGGAGGUGCUCCAAUCUCGAGGAGAUCAUUCUGCUAGGCUACAAGUAUUAUGUGGACAACCUGGUGGCCAUUGCCAGACUGCGGGGUCACAGCCUCAAGACGCUGCACAUUGCAGCCCAAGACAUUCUGUAUGAUGGGGCAGAACCGGGCAUUGAUGAGGAGCUUUCCUUGCAGUUUGAGGUGGGUGAGGCACUGGGCACCAUGUGGGCUCCUCUCGCCAACUCACAGCUCCAUGAUGUGAUUCACAAUCCAACAGCAGGCGAUUCAGACGAAUUCAUCCUACCAGUUGUUCUGAAGGAUCAGGACCUCUAAUGACAGCUGUGCAGGUUGCAUACAAACCUGGAGUAACCUGUCUGUUGUCUCUGGUAACACAAACACUGACAGAGCUAGAUGCAGGAGGGCAACCACUCAGCUCAUUCAGCUCACUAGCUUGUGUAUAGCAAUUUCAAGUACUUUUAAAUUAAGCUACAGUAGUAAAUUCAUGUAUAUACUAUACUAUAUAUAUAAAUAUAAAAAUUCCCCCCCUCCCCAACUGCCACAACAAGAAUGUGAAAGUUAAGUUCAUAUUCUGAACUAGUAGAGAGUUUUGUUGUUUUGCAUGUAAAUAUUUUGGACGUAGAUCACUACAAAACAGAUAGUGUUUUUCCUUAAUGGGUUAGUUGUGUGAUGCCCCCCCCCCCUCAGGUUAGGAUUAGAAACAUCAAUCCCACAAGUCAUUUCCUCUGUUUCUAAUGCAGCAUGUUUUACUAUCAGAAUAUAAUAUUACAUGAGGCAUGUGAUCUCAAGUUGUAUUGCUCGCCCACAUUAAGAGAUGGAGCAGAUCUCGUUCACUUCAGAUGAGACUGAAUAUUACUGCACAUUUACAUCUACGCAUUUUACAUUGUGAGACUGUGUUUGCAUUUUGUCGUGAUCGUAAAGGGACUCAGUAUUUCAUGUAGCUGAAAAUUUCUAAAUCAUUCCUGCCAUUAGCCCCACAGUAAUGAAUCGCUUAGUCGAAAAGAAGCGUUACAACUAUGGUUGGUUGUUAGUGAAACGCAUUUCUUGUAGUGCAACAGAAAGAGCAAUUUCUUACCUUGAUGGCAUUCAUUUGUUUUGUUGCGCUAAUACAGUGCGAUGCAGAUGGAGCAUGCAUGCAGUUGGAAGAGUCGAAACUCCUGCUGUAACUUGGGACAGCUCAUAAUAUGCAAGUACAAUCUAGAAAAUUCACUGUGUAAUUGCAGCAUGUGCUUAGAAAUCAAAGUGGAGGUUAAGGAAUUUCUCUUCUAUUUGCUAGUCAUUUCAUGUGUGUCACAGUGCAGAGUCACGUUUAAGAUUAGGGACCUGCAGGAAUGACUGUGUGACAAUAAACUGAACCCUAGGUUUUGUUAUGACAUUUGGUGAGAGUGACAGUGCGUCAUUAUAAUUUGGGCUCUGCUGUUUAUGUAGUCUUAAAAUUAUGUAAGAUUGAAAAUCACAGUUAAUAUUCAGUGUGUAAGUCUCGAUGCCAUGAUGUGCGCAUAGAGUGGGAAGAUGGUCACGCAGAUGAACUGGCAGCAGAACUCAGCACAAUUCAUGAACACUCCUUCUGCUCCUGAAAUUCGUAAGGGUUUGCGUUGUGUCUAGCAGCCAUUAUGUAUACAGUCAAUCUCCUUGUAUCUGUAGCGUAGAGGUGUUGCAAGGAACUUUCUAUUUUUUCCCAUGUCUGGCUUAGAUUUUUACAAUUCUGUAUUUCAGCAUCCUGUUGCAAAACUUUAAUGAAAUUGUCUAUGUAUCCACAGUCUGUCAAUAAUGCAACAAUUGUUUAUUCACCGUUUAACACUUGACGCAACAUGUUUUGGCCAUAGAUGACCAUCUUCGAGUGUCUUAAUAUAUCAAAACUGUUACUCUGCUCUAAUGUGCGCUAAAACCGCACGCUGCAGUCUGCUUAAAAAUAACAUAGAAAUAAUUAAAAUCCAUUAAAUUUUUCUAUUAGAUUUUUCAUUAUUUUUGUAAAAUCCUAUUCCACCUCAUAAGGGGCAUCGUCCACUUGUUUAUAGAGCUAUGUAAUAUUCCAGAAGGUUCAUUCCUGCAGCUUGUUUUACUGUAUACAUCCACUGUUUGCAUGUUUACACCACUAGCUUUGUGAACGUACUGCCAUGUUCAUAGUUAUGCAGUUGAUCUUUACAUUCUUUGACAUCCCUUCCAGUAGUUGGUGUACAGGAACAGCAGGUCGCAAUUUCCUUCCCACACAGAUGCAUAGCCAGUAGGAGUGAGGUUGCAGAAAGAAGGAGUGGAAAGGGCUAAAGCAGGAGACCGUUUCAGAAGGAAGAGGGAAUGUUGUACUCAGUGCUUGUGUCUCUGUUUCGUCACAUAAUUCUCUUACUUGAAUAACCUGUACACUGGAGUGCCAGAGAAUCGUGCAGUUGCUCAUUGGUUCGGUACUUAACAAUUUUGGCUUCAUGCCUAGCUUUUCUUUUCUUUACAAGUGUGGACAGCCAAGCUUUGCUUUGUGUAAAAUAUGCGAAUAUGUCAGACUGUAAUUUGAUACUUUUCCGGCAGUGCAAACCAAAACUGCCCAUAGAGUUAGGCAACCUUGGCAACUCUCUGCACAAUGAAAACUACCACAAUCACUUUUCAUGAGUGCACAAAGAAACAGGGUAGAGUUGCUGCAUGUGGAAUGUUAGUUUCGUAUCUUUCGUGACAAUACAAGAUACAUACUUUUCCUGCCAUGUAUAUGGUCUGUCAGUGACUUAAAUCCCAUGCGGCAUCACACAACUAACUUUGCUGUGAGGAGCAAAAUGCAGUGUUGUUACUUUGGUGCACAAUAAAUAACACCACAGACAUUGUGUAGUGUGCCUGAACUGUUAGGAGCUGUCACCUGAUUACUGGGCAGUUUUUACUGUUAGUCAUAGUCAAACAUUCCAGAGAAGGACAUGUUGUUAUUUUUAAUAAAGGUGAGAUAGAGUGUUGCUGCUCAAAGUUAAAUCAAACAUCUGUGAUAUUCAUAGGAUCUAGUAUGCUAUGCUGGACGUACUUAGGUUCGGGGGGGAGGCGGGGGGGUCAAAGAUUCCAGACAUCUGCCAGAUUGAAUCUUAACCGCUGUGUUCCAAAUCAUCCUAUUGCUUCCAGUAGCGUACCAAUCACAGACAUCAUACUGAUGCUGCCUCGUGUGUUAUGCAGUUUCUUGUAGUUGGUUGAGGCACUGUGCUACAAGCCAGAAGGUCGCAGGUUCAACUACCAGUGAGGUCAUUGG